CAUCAUUUCUACUCCAGGAUGGACAAGGAUGGUAAGAAGCCCAAGACUUAUGUGUCCACUUUCCGACUGGACCUCAAGCCUGCUAAGCCCUGGUGUGCGGGGAGACAUGCAGGAAAUGGACUGGAUACCAGUAAAAGGAUGGACAUGGGAAACAGCAAACUGGGAAACUCAAGUUCAACAGAUUCCAAACAAAUGCCGAUCCAGGCCGCUGAGGCACCUCACUUCAAAGAAGCUCUCCAGGACCGUACGGCCUCAGAGGGAAGUGAUGCUGCAUUUCAAGGUGUUAUCACAGGAAGUCAGCCUUUAAACAUUUCCUGGCUACACAAUGGUAAGGGGGUGCAUUCAAGAAAGACUUCCUUCGAAAGUGGUGUUGCCAGCCUGUCUGUGGUUGGAUGUUUACCAGGAGAUGCUGGGAUUUACACUUGUGUAGCUGAAAAUACAGCUGGGAAACAGUCGAGCAGUGCUGUGUUACAUGUUACAGCUGGCACAGGAACAAAGGAAAUCCCCACGACAAAUGACCGCAAGCUGCCAAGGGAGCUCAAAUGCAGUCAUGUGGAAACUGAAAACACUCAAGGGUCCACAGCUUCUACAGGACUGAGCCAAGACAGGGAUGAAAAAGAGAAAGAUAUCACCACUCAGGUCUCUGCUGACAAAGGAGCUCCUGUGGAGUUUGUGGACUCCCCAGAGCAGAUAGAGGUUCGAGUGGGCGAGCAGGCCAGGCUGAACUGUGUGUUCAGGAGCAGCUGUACCCCUGUGGCCUGCUGCUGGAUUUACAACAGAGAGAAGGAAGUGGUGGGUGGACUUCGGACAUCUGUCACGAGCAGCGAGACACAGAGCAGUGUGGAAAUUUCGCAGGCCUGUCCAGAAGACACAGGCUCCUACACUGUCGUAGUACGAAACCGCAGAGGCUCUGCCCAGCAUACAAUCUCCCUCAGUGUCAUAGAUCGCCCCCAUCCCCCAGCGUCCCAUCCCGUUGUCUCCCAGCUGUCCACCAAGUCCCUGGUCCUGUCCUGGACGGGUCCCAGUUACGACGGGGGCACCGCUAUCUCAGGCUACAUAAUAGAGGUCAGGCAAGAGGGCCUUGACAAGCCUGGGAACUGGACAGAGGUGACAAGCCGCUGUAAGAACACAUCCUAUAAGGUCCGCUCAGGCCUUGAGCCCCUGGGGGAGUACCGCUUCCGUGUCAGGGCCUGCAACUCUGCUGGUGUCAGCGAACCCAGCGAGGAGUCUGACAGCGUCAAGAUGGCGACUGCAAAGCAGAAAGAGGAGCCCCAGUCGUACGUGACGGUGACGAUUGACACCACACACAAGGUCAAGGACCACUACAGCGUGCAUGAGAAGCUGGGAGUUGGUAAGUUUGGCCAGGUGUUCCGGCUGUCCCAUAAAGAGACAGGCCAGGUGUGUGCAGGGAAAUUCUACCGUGCCCGCAGCAAAAAGGAGAAAGUGGCAGCCCGCAAUGAGAUUGAACUGAUGAACUGCCUUCACCACCCCAAACUGGUCCAGUGUCUGGCUGCCUAUGACACGCCCUCAGAGAUUGUCAUGGUCUUGGAGUACAUCGCUGGCGGCGAGCUCUUUGAACGCAUCGUGGAUGACAACUUUGAGCACACAGAGCCCACCAGUGCCCGCUACAUGCAGCAGAUCCUGGAGGGCAUGCAGUACGUUCACAAGCAGAACAUCGUCCACCUGGACCUCAAGCCAGAAAACAUUGUGUGUGUGGACACCACUGGCACACGGAUCAAGAUCAUCGACUUUGGCUUGGCGAGUAAACUGGAGUCCGGUAAACCUCUGAUGGUGAUGCACGGGACGCCGGAGUUUGUGGCCCCUGAGGUGAUUAGCUAUGAGCCAGUGGGUCUGGAGACUGACAUGUGGAGCAUUGGAGUCAUCUGUUUCAUCUUGCUCAGUGGGGAGUCUCCCUUCCAGGGUAACAGUGAUGCUGAGACCUUGACCCUUGUGACCGCUGCCCGCUAUGAGUUUGACCAAGAGAGUUUUGAAGACAUCUCCGAUCAAGCGAAGGACUUUAUCAGUUCCCUGCUGAGGAAAGACCGAAGAUCCAGGCUGUCCUGUGACGAGGCCCUAGCCCACCCCUGGAUGGCUUCCUUCACGCCCCUGAGCCGCAGGCCCACCAAGUCCCUGAACAAAGAGAAGAUGAGACGCUUCCUGGCCAAACGGAAGUGGAAAAAAACUGGCAAGGCUGUUCUGGCCCUACAGCGGAUGGCCAACCUCUCUAACAGACCAGACUCUCCUGGCAGUUCCUCAGAGGAGCCAGGCUGGAGCCAAGAGGCAGAGAAGGCAAUCCAGUCCCUGGAGAAGCAGCUUCAGAGCGAGCCUUACUUCCAACAGGCCCUGAAGGACAUUACUGUACCUAAAGGAGCCACCGCUCAGCUAACAUGCCUCGUCCACGGCUACCCAGUGCCGGAGGUGGAGUGGCUUCAGAAUGAUGAGCUGGUGGUGGAGUCGUCCAGGGUGACCGUGGAGCAACAUGACGAUGGACUCUGUUCUCUGCUUCUGGCUGACCUGGGACCUUCUGACUCUGGGGUUUACACGUGCAAGGCCACCAACAAGCUGGGGGGAGCAACCUGCUCUGCCAAACUGACUGUGGAGAUGUGAGGGAACAUAACAGAGGAAACCCAGCUGGGGAGAGGACACUGGCUGGAUCUCAGCAAUGUCAAAUGGUUACCUUCAUUUAGUGGAAGACUCUUCAGGAUUUUUUUUAUAAGGCUUGGAUAAUGACACAUUCAAGUGGGACAAUUAAUUCACCCAAACAAGUGGCUGUUACUUAACUUCAUGCUAAAUACACCUGUGGUAUUCUUUGUGUGAGUGAUAAAACUUGGACACAUUCAGUGAAAACACUGUGAUUCACUAGUCACCAGAUAUUAGUGCACGUCUGGAAUCUAUUAGUAUGGUAAGCUUGUGUUCAGUUACAAAUACACAAGGGUCCUUUUAAUUUAUAUGGCGUUAUGCUGUUAUGGUUGCACUCAGCACUAUUCACUACACCAGCUAAGUUCUAUAUUUUUUUGGUAUUUUAUUGAGAUGGCUGAAAUGUAAAUGUUUUUAAUGCAUAACAUCAAUUAAAUGAAGAAUUUUAUAA
Myripristis murdjan (pinecone soldierfish) is the source of this 3088-nucleotide messenger RNA. RefSeq names its product myosin light chain kinase, smooth muscle-like. The transcript is spliced from 17 exons. The record is from RefSeq and is a predicted model, not a curated record. Lineage: Eukaryota; Metazoa; Chordata; Actinopteri; Holocentriformes; Holocentridae. Gene Ontology annotation, molecular function: protein binding; ATP binding; protein kinase activity. The coding region runs from base 19 to 2607 and encodes 862 amino acids. Gene Ontology annotation, biological process: protein phosphorylation.